UCCUGCUCCCAGGGCUGGGAUUUUGGGAAAACCAGGGAAUUCCUGCUCCCAGGGCUGGGAUUCUGGGGAGAACAGGGAAUUCCUGCUCCAGGGUUGGGAUUUUGGGAAAACCAGGGAAUUCCUGCUCCCAGGGCUGGGAUUUGGGGAAGAACAGAGAAUUCCUGCUCCCAGGGCUGGGAUUUGGGGAAGAACAGAGAAUUCCUGCUUCUAGAGGUGGGAUUUUGGGAGGAACAGAGAAUUCCUGCUCCCAGGGGUGGGUUUUUGGGGAAAACAGGGAAUUCCUGCUGGGUUUCCAGGCAGCUCCAGCCCUGCAGUCCCAGGUCCCCAUCCUGGGCAGCUCUGUGGGUUUGGGUCCCUCGCUGUCCCCUCCCAGGCCAGGACCCUCCGCUCCCUCCCCCAGCAGCCGAGGGGGAUCUGAUCCAGGCCAUCAAUUCCAUUUGUGGGAUUUUGUGGGAAUUUGAGGGAUUUUUCCGUGUUUGGUUCCCCUCCCCUGUGUCUGAGGCAGGGACAGACCCUGAGUGGGGCUGUGGGGAUGUCCCCAGGCUGUGGCAGGACCUUGUCCCCCCCUGUCACCUCCAGGGUGUCCGAGGAGCCUCCCAGUGCCGAAUUCCUUGGUUCUCUGUGGGGUUUGCAGGGCAGGAAGGGCCGGAGCAGAGCUGGGGUGGCCUUGGGGGGACAAAACUGAAUUUCCCAGGGCUGGCAUUGAGCUGGGUGGCUCCGGCUGCCUCUGGGGGCUGUGACACCGAGGUGGUGGCAGUGGCAGCUCUGCUGUGAUGGCCACGAAGGGACUGGGGGACCUGGGGGUGCCUGGCUGGGGCCGAUGGUUUUUGGGACUGGUGGUUUUUGGGACUGGUGGUUUUUGGGGCACUUGAAGGAGGACUUGGAUGGUUUGAUGUGCUGGAAGUCGAUGGCUUUAAGAGAGAAGCGUUGGACGCCCUGAUUGAGUUAUAAAAGGGAUUUUUUGGAAGAGCUGGCUGUCCCCGGCUCUGGGCAGCACUUUUUGGAGCAGCGCUGGAUUUCCAUCCUCAUCCUGAGCCCACACUGAGUUAAAAAUGGAUUUUUUGGGAGGAAGAGCCGGCCCCAGGUCAGCCCCCAGCUCCGGGCAGGGUUUUUAGGAGCAACGCUGGAUUUCCAUCCUCAUCCCGACCCCAUGGAGCCGCAGUGGGCGCUCCGGAGCUGCGGGAGAGCCCUGAAAGGGUUAAGGGGUGCCGGAGCCGCAGGGAUCCCACCCCGAGCCGGAUCCCGCGGAGCUGAUUGAGCUCCGAGCCCAUCAAAGGCUGCGCCCACCGAGCCCAUCAGAGGCUGCGCUCGGCCCCAGCCCCGGCGCUGCCCGCUCUUUGUGCGCAGGCCGGGAUGUCCGUGUGGAUGUCCAUGUCCGUGUGGAUGUCCAUGUCCGUGUGGAUGUCCAUGUCCGUGUGGAUCUGGAUGUGGCUCCUCCGCAGCCCGGCCUGGGCCCUGCCCGGCCCCGCGCUGCCCUCGCAGCCGCUCUCGCAGGACCGUUCCCCGCUCCGCUCGCUGGGGCUCCGCGCCCGGCCCAGCCCCAGGAGCCCCGCGCCGGUGCCGCCCCUGCUCUGGAGCAUCUUCCAGCGGAGGAGCGCCCGGCCCCGGCCGCGGGCAGCGCCCGAGCCCUGCACGGUGGAGGAGCUCAACGUGCCCGGGAACAUCGUGCGAGUGCUCGCCGACCAAGGCCGCCUCCUGCCCGCGGGGCAGCCCCAGCCCCGGCUGUGCCUGCGGCGGCUGCUGCUCUUCAACCUCUCCGCGCUGGAGGAGGGCGAGCGCCCGACGCUGGCGCAGCUGGAGCUGCGCUUCCCGCACAGCUCGUACCACGGCCCGAGCGCGGGCCGGGCGCUGGAGCUGCGGCUGCACCGCGCGUCCCCGCGGGGUUCGCCGCAGCCCGGCCGGGCCCCGCUGCUGGAGCGCUCGCUGGCGCAGCUGCGCCGAUCGCUGCGGUUCGAGCUGGGCGCGGCGCUGCGGGGCCGGGCCGGGCCGGGCCGGGGCUCUCUGGCCCUGCUGCUGGAGCUGUCGGUGAGCGGCGGCCCCGGCGGCCCGCGCAGCCCCUGCGGCAGCUCCGCCGCCUUGGCGGGCGCCUCGCUGCUGCUGGUGACGCUGGGCCCGCAGUGCCGCUCCGCCCGCGGCCGGAGGAGCGCCCCGGGCCCCGCCGUGUCCCCCAGCCCCCUGUGCAAGCCCCGCCGGCUCUACAUCAGCUUCAGCGACGUGGGCUGGGAGAACUGGAUCAUCGCCCCGCAGGGCUACCUGGCCAACUACUGCGGCGGGGAGUGCCCGUUCCCGCUGGCGGCCGAGCUCAACAGCACCAACCACGCCGUGCUGCAGACCAUGGUGCACUCGCUGGACCCGCGGGGCACGCCCCAGCCCUGCUGCGUGCCCGUGCGCCUCUCCCCCAUCUCCAUCCUCUACUACGACAACAGCGACAACGUGGUGCUGCGCCACUACGAGGACAUGGUGGUGGACGAGUGCGGCUGCAGGUAGCGGGCUGUGAGCGGGAACGACGGACAAACGGGGAAAUUCCUUUGGAUUCCCGCUGGAAACCCUCGCUGUGCUCGGGGGCUGUGCCGGCGCUAAGGGCGGCGCUGGUUUAGGAUUAGUUGGGAUGGGGGUGUGGGAUUAUGACCAAACUCGGUGCUGGGUCCUUCUCCUCAGGGGAUGCUGGCACCGGGCUGUGAAUCCCAAAUUCCCCCUUUUGCUCGUCCAGGCACCCCCAGGGCUGCAGGGUUUGGGGUUUCUGGCUGUGAAUCCCAAAUUCCCCCCUUUGUUCGGGCUGCAGGUUUUGGGGUUUUUGGCUGUGAAUCCCAAAUUCCCCCCUUUGUUCGGGC
Zonotrichia leucophrys gambelii is the source of this 2831-nucleotide messenger RNA. It is a transcript of the gene GDF1, whose product is annotated as growth differentiation factor 1. The transcript is spliced from 2 exons. Gene Ontology annotation, cellular component: extracellular region. The coding region runs from base 1354 to 2487 and encodes 377 amino acids. NCBI's taxonomy places the organism in Eukaryota, Metazoa, Chordata, Aves, Passeriformes, Passerellidae. The record is from RefSeq and is a predicted model, not a curated record. Gene Ontology annotation, molecular function: growth factor activity; cytokine activity.